AUGCUCCUGAGGUUGAGGAAACGCGGUUGGUGCCACCUGCGUCUUGGUGACGACAAAUCCAUCACUCCAGCCACCAGGGCUGUGGAUGCUGGGCCUUCAGGAGACGGCAACGGCGGCGGCGGCAGCGGCGCCAGUGGCAGCGGUGCAUAUGGCACCAUGCAGCAGCGCUCAUCAGCGCCUUACUCAGUUGCCUCCUCGCUCGCUGCCUUGGCAGGAAAACGGUCUUCUCGGGAGCGGUCCAACACGGGGUCAGAAAUGGCCGAGAGAGGCUUUGUCCGGGUGUCUGGGAAGAAGCUGCCGCCCGUGCUCCAAUAUGGAGGCGAUGGAUAUUCGGAUCCCCGCGACCGAAGCAGUCUCAAUAGCGAUGCCACGGUCUACCGGGACUCGAUGGCCAUUUUCAACCAGUCCAGCACCCCUCAGCGCCUGGCUCUUGGCUCUCCUAUGCGGCCAGAGAGCGGUGUCAUGGUCUACAACCCAGGGCCGGCGAAGACGCCUGUCACGGGCGAAGUACCGAAGACGAUCGACUCACCGACACUCCCGCGGAACUCGACGCUUCCGCCGCCCGACGACAUUGGCAGAACUCUUGCAGCCCAGGACCACUCCCGCGACGGCGCGGCCUCCCGAACAUCGCGGGGAUCGGCCAGGUUCACCGAGCAGCUCUCCUGA
Messenger RNA from Diaporthe citri, 666 nucleotides. RefSeq lists its product as uncharacterized. Lineage: Eukaryota; Fungi; Ascomycota; Sordariomycetes; Diaporthales; Diaporthaceae. The transcript has a single exon. The record is from RefSeq and is a predicted model, not a curated record. The coding region runs from base 1 to 666 and encodes 221 amino acids.